This is a messenger RNA of Colletotrichum phormii, 357 nucleotides long. RefSeq lists its product as uncharacterized. The coding region runs from base 1 to 357 and encodes 118 amino acids. NCBI's taxonomy places the organism in Eukaryota, Fungi, Ascomycota, Sordariomycetes, Glomerellales, Glomerellaceae. The record is from RefSeq and is a predicted model, not a curated record. The transcript is spliced from 2 exons.
AUGGCACAGGACAAGACGAAGGAAAUUGUGAGAGUGAUCGAUGCACCAAUUUCCGAUGUCUGGGCAAUCAUUGCAGCUUUUGGUUCCGAAAAGCUCUGGUUCCCCAAUGUCAUCCAGUCCAGUCUUGAGGGAUUUGGUAUCGGACACACCAUCACCUACCUGAUUCUCGGCGGCGUCCCAAACACGAAACACCCCCGUGGAACACUGAAAUUGACAGCCAUCAGCGAUAUAAAAACACAAUUCAGUUGGUCGGGCGCAUCUGAGUGGACGGAGCCAACCUUCAAACCGGUCCUAGCUGGAAUGUUGGACGAGAUGUUCAAUGGGUGCAUGGAUGCCAUUGAGUCAAUUUUCAAGUAG